Messenger RNA from Annulohypoxylon truncatum, 2556 nucleotides. RefSeq lists its product as uncharacterized. The record is from RefSeq and is a predicted model, not a curated record. The transcript has a single exon. Gene Ontology annotation, biological process: DNA repair; chromatin remodeling; negative regulation of transcription by RNA polymerase II. The coding region runs from base 322 to 2142 and encodes 606 amino acids. Gene Ontology annotation, cellular component: NuA4 histone acetyltransferase complex; Swr1 complex. NCBI's taxonomy places the organism in Eukaryota, Fungi, Ascomycota, Sordariomycetes, Xylariales, Hypoxylaceae. Gene Ontology annotation, molecular function: transcription corepressor activity.
CUUUUUUACACCACCAAAAAUCCACGCCGCGGUUCUCCAUUCCAAAGACAAUACAGCUUCAUCCACCCGCAUACUCGACCGUUUGAACCCAUCCAACCGCCGAUUCCCACUCACCCACAGAAAUUCCACUAUUCCGAGCGUCUUACGUUUAUUUCUGCCAUGUACUAUUUAGAACGCAUUUACAGUUUCUAAUUCAAUACAUUUCCCAACAAAUCCAAGUCCACACUUUGCUCUUGCAACCUUUGUCGCUAUUUGCUUUCCUACAUUGCUGACACGUCACAAUCCCGUUUGACACCUACCAAGCAGCCGGCAGCCUCAAUCAUGGCUUCGCACGACGUUCGCGACGUGCUUAAUCUGCCGCUCGAUGGCGGUUCACGACCCGCGAAGAAGCAGAAGACUGGAGUCCCGCGAACAAACUUGAAGGGUCUAGCAAGGGAAGUACAGAACUUGGGAGGCGACAACCCCAUCGCGAUCGUACCGGAGCUGUCCGCAUUCAAGAAGCGACGAUUCGGAAGCCGUAAACCAGCUGCGCGAUGGGAGUUACAACCCUUCCGCAAUUCAGCGCGAGGCGACCAGUCGCUGCAUUUACGGCAUUGGAGAAAGCAGACGGAAGAACAAGCAAGACCUCAGGAACGACAGAAUGGAGAGAAUGGAGCAGGUGUGGAGACUAAGUCGGAACAGUUGGAAGACUCGGCGUUCGCCAAGUUCAACGUGCAGGUUGAUAUUCCCCAGUACAGUGAUGAUCAAUACCAGUCAAACCUUAAAAGCGAUGAGUGGACGAAGGACGAGACAGAUUACCUAUUCGAUCUUGCUAGACUCUUUGAUCUUCGAUGGCCGCUCAUAUGGGACCGUUACGAGUACCAACCCAAGCCCGAGAAGGUGACAAAUGGAGAUGGAGGAGACACCACCGAUCCUAACACUGCCGUAGUUCCUGCGUCUAAGGUGCGAUCACUAGAGGACUUAAAGGCCCGAUAUUAUGAAGUAGCAGCGAAGAUGAUGGCAGUUCAGAAGCCCGUGCAAUACAUGACGCAAGCCGAAUUUGCUUUGCAUGAGGUCAUGGCCAAUUUCAAUCCGAACUCUGAAGCGCAGCGCAAGAAAUUUGCGGCAGACGCGUUAUCCCGGUCCAGCGAAGAGGCCCGGGAGGAGGAGAUGCUACUCAUCGAAGUGCGAAGAAUCCUUGCUCGCCAGGAGAGGCUGAACCAAGAACGUCGCGAGCUGUACAACCGCCUGGACUACCCGCACCAAGACCAGGAUAUCAACGCGUUCAAAUCUAGCUCUGGCCUGCAGACGCUGCUUCAGAAUCUCAUGAAUGUGGACAAGACUAAGAAGCGCAAGUCCCUCAUGGAAGCCAACGGCGCCAACACGCCCGCCUCAGCACAUCCCUCGGGCCAUCCUGCCAAUUCCACACCCUUGUCGGAAACCCGCCGCGGGAGCAUUGCCGCCUCCUCCGUCACCGCCGGUCACCGCGACUCGAUCGGUGGGGGCGAGAGGCCCGAACGCCCGACGAAGAAGGGUGCGCAGCCGGAACGCAAGAAGCUCACCGAGCAGGAAGAGCAAAUCUACGGUGUAUCACAUCACGAUAGGCUACCGUCAGGCCCGACGUUCCGGUACGAGCGCAUCAACAAGAUCCUCACAACGAAGAGCAACGCCCAACACCAGCGUAUCACGAACACGUUGGCAGAGCUUGAUAUCCCGAGUCGACUGAACAUGCCGACGCGUGCUGUUGUCGAGGAGAUGGAGAAGCUGCUCCAAGCCAUUGGAACGUUGCUGGAUUUGCGAAAGACGAAUGAUAAGGUGGACGCGGAGAUUCGUCUCGAGAAAGCGAAGAAGGCGGAGCGGGAGAGGAAGGAGGGCAAGGUUCCGCCGCCGGAGGAGAAGACGAACGGGGAGGUUAAGGAAGAGAAGGAUAAAGAUAAAGAUAAGGAUGGUUUGACGAAUGGAGAUGCUGCUAGUGCGGGAGGUGGAGCAGCGGAGAAGACGAACGGUGAGACUGCGAGUGCGGACGCGGACGCAGCUAAGAAGCAGAUCAGUGCAGAGGAUAAGGAUAAGAGCGUGAGGCCCGAGAGUAGUGGUGGCCGGAAGAGGAGCUUGAGCGUGCUUAGUAGCGUUAGUGACAAGAGCGCUAAGAGGCAAAAGAAGUAAGGCUACUACAGACACGAUAUCGACAUCCACUUCCCAUGAUAUUAGGUGUCGAGCCUAGUACAAGGGUCCAAUCAGAAGCAAGCAGUCUAGGAAGUCUGGUAACCAGAAGUGCGAUUCACAUGAAGUACGAGAGCCGACGGAAUGAGAUGAGAAGGAGGAGAGAAGGAGGAAAGCCUAUGGCUGCUGACUACGAUACCUCAGUUACGGGUCAGUUAUUGUUUUGGAACUGCGCAGUUAGGAAAAGGGGUCUCUAGCUACCUAGCUUAACUACUGGGUGCUUGAGACAUGCCUUAUAUUCCUGCUGCUUGCUUGUAUGUAUGAACGAGGCUACGAUGGCAACCACGAGCUUGCUACGCCUUAAUCGAAACACUGCAUUGCAUUGCUAUGAAUGAAAGCAUCUCCGGCUCUGUUUAA